CAAUUAUGAGCGGUCAGCCGCCAGCUCACAGCGCAUUUGCGUCCAUAUCGCCUCCUUACUUCAUGGGCGUCGCCGAAGUCGCCACAAGGAUCGAGAAGCUGCCGCUGCAACAAAAGUGCUUCCUGGCCUGGCUGGCCGUGGUCUUCUUGGUCUGUUUCUGCCUCCUUGUGGUGCAGCCGGAGCCGCAGACCCUCGUCGUGACCUCACCAGAGUCUUUGCGGCGGAAGAAGGCCCUUGAGGGAACGCCCUACUCGCCAGUGGAGUGCUGCCCAUCCAUCGCUGGGCUGGAGAACGUUUCCUCUGCACUGCAGCCGGAACAGAUGGUGGACUCGAACAAGUUCUACACGGUGACCAUCUUCACUAUCGGCGCUGACGUGGAGAUGCUGCGGACAAUGACGCGCCGAAUCGGGGCCUGCGACAAGAUCGACCGCAUCCUGAUCCUCUGGAACACAGCUGCCACGCCCCCGGAGCCAUCCUUCCUGGCUGCCGGCCAGUUCGCAGACCGCAUCGUGGUGGUUCAGGAGCUGCGGGACUCGCUGCAGAACAGGUUCUUGCUCGUGCCGGCACACGCGAGGACAGAGGGGAUUGUGUCCAUCGACGACGACAUGACCGGCAUCUCGUGUGAGGAGCUGGAUGGGCUGUUUGACAGGUGGAGAGACGCGCAGCAGUGUGCGGUUGUGGGGCCGACGGUGAGGACCAUUGAGGGGAGGGGGAGGGCCGCCAUGGGUGCUGGUGCCACCAACCCUUACCUGGUCAGUGUCGGCCCCCAGCCGUAUCGGCUGCUCGAGUACGUGCAGAGGGACUCCCGGCCGCCUCACCUGAUCCUCACCAAUGUGGCCAUUUACAGCAGGUGCAUGGCUGUCGUCUACAGCCACGUGCUGCCCCGAUUUCUGAUCGGCUAUGUGGACACUCUGAUGAACUGUGAGGACAUUCUCUUCAACUUCAUGCUGCACUCGUUCACGAGUGGGGUGCGGGUCAAGGCCAGCAGCCACCCUGACAGGCUGCACGCGCCGCGUGAGCAGCGGCACAACAGGCAGAGGCAGUCCAUCAGCCUGAAGGACAAGUAUGCACACCAGAAAAAAAGGGAUGCGUGUGUGAUGUACUUCACGCGGGUGCUCGGAGAUAUAAGGCAGGGCUAGCGUAUAGGCAUUAGUGAGCUGACGGACGGAUGUGUGUGUGCAUGUGUGUCGCUGUCAGCCGCAGCAGCAGCAGCAGGAGCAGCCAAUGCAGGAUGAGAUGAUGAGACAUGCACACCUACAUGCAACAUGCAACAUGCAACCAUGUCGUCUGUCC
This is a messenger RNA of Vitrella brassicaformis, 1293 nucleotides long. Lineage: Eukaryota; Vitrellaceae. The record is from the annotation of a GenBank genome assembly.